AGGAAUCCUGAAUUAAUGAGCUCCAAGAACUCCAAGACGGUGCAGGGUCUGACCGGCCUCCGUAACCUUGGAAACACGUGUUUCAUGAACUCCAUCCUACAGUGUCUGAGCAACACGAAGGAGCUGAGGGACUACUGCCUGCAGAACCAGUACGUGCGGGACCUCAACAACAGCAGCCGCAUGCACACCGCGCUAAUGGCAGAGUUCGCAAAGCUGAUCCAGCUGCUCUGGACCUCGCCCCCCAACGAAGCAGUGAGCCCCUCGGAAUUCAAGACCCAGAUCCAGAGAUACGCGCCCCGCUUUGUCGGCUACAACCAGCAGGACGCACAGGAAUUCCUGCGCUUCCUCCUCGACGGGCUCCACAGCGAGGUGAACCGGGUGCUAGUGCGGCCCCGAUCCAACCUGGACAACCUGGACCACCUCCCCGAUGAUGAAAAAGGGAGGCAGAUGUGGAGGAGAUACCAGGAGCGGGAGGAUAGCCGGAUUGGGGAUCUCUUUGUCGGGCAGCUGAAGAGCUCGCUGACCUGCAGUGAGUGCGGCUACUGCUCCACGGCCUUCGACCCCUUCUGGGACCUGUCCCUGCCGAUCGCCAAGGUAACGCCCGCGCCCCGCCUGCCGCUCAGUCCCCCCCCCCCCCCCCCCCUUAGCUCCCCAUCCCAUCCCCAUGGGAACGGCACCAUCUUGGCUCCGGACGAAGUUGGCACCCGCUUGGGCUGGGCUCCGUUUCCACAGGACGGAGGGCGGGACAGACAGACUGCUGUUUAA
Messenger RNA from Pelodiscus sinensis (Chinese soft-shelled turtle), 765 nucleotides. The record is from RefSeq and is a predicted model, not a curated record. NCBI's taxonomy places the organism in Eukaryota, Metazoa, Chordata, Testudines, Trionychidae.